AGAAUGAUCUGAUGAGAAUGAGACACGAGCCUCACAAAACGGCCCACAAAGUCGAGCGAAGCAGAAUCUAUUGCGCUCAAAGCCCAGAAUCAGCAGGACGAGGAAAGCGUGGCGUCAGCAGAAGCCGAAAGCUCUUCAUUGUGAGAUCUUUGUGCAGCGGCUCUCGCGAGAUCGUGUGGCCCGUAUAUAUUGACCCGUCCAACUUUGGCUCUCACACUUUGGUGCGUGUGGCUGAGUUUGGACACAAUCCAGUGGAGAUGUCGCAGUAUUCUGGAAAGAUCGUGUUUUACGAGGGCCGCUGCUUCACCGGCCGCCGGCUGGAGGUCUACGGUGACUGUGAUAACUUCCAGGACCGCGGCUUCAUGAACCGAGUGAACUCCAUCCGCGUGGAGAGCGGCGCCUGGAACUGCUUCGAUCAUCCGGACUUCAAGGGCCAGCAGUUCAUCCUGGAGCGCGGAGAGUAUCCCGAGUUUCAGCGCUGGAACUCACACAACGAUCACAUGGGCUCCUGCAGACCAAUCAGGAUGGUGAGAACAUCUCGAACUCAUCUUAUCAUCUCUAACUCUAUGUCGUGA
Molecule: messenger RNA, 575 nt
Organism: Sinocyclocheilus grahami
Lineage: Eukaryota; Metazoa; Chordata; Actinopteri; Cypriniformes; Cyprinidae
Product: beta-crystallin A2-like
Exons: 3
Coding region: 12-575 (187 amino acids)
Biological process (GO): lens development in camera-type eye; visual perception
Molecular function (GO): structural constituent of eye lens
Source: RefSeq, a predicted model, not a curated record